AUGCAAUGGCUACACUCAGACCCUAGUCUCUUGGUAUGUCCGAAUUUCCUCAGUGAUCCAUACCAAGCCAGUCGUGCUAGCCUUGUUACACCCACCAUCACCGAGGUCCAAGCUGCAGACCUUCUUCAGAAUGUUUGGGUUACAACCAACAAUGCUCUUUGCACCCAAUGGCAACAACAAACUAUUAAAGACAAACAUCUUCAAACUGAACAACAGCGCUUAGCCGAAGACGCAGCCAAACAUCAUCAACAGGCUCUUUGGUUAGAUGAAGAAACCAACAAAGCCGACGAGCAGAAGAAGAAUCGGUCCAAACACUUGCCCAUUCCCAUGUGUCCGUGUCCUGACACCACUGAUGACUGA
Molecule: messenger RNA, 360 nt
Organism: Suillus fuscotomentosus
Lineage: Eukaryota; Fungi; Basidiomycota; Agaricomycetes; Boletales; Suillaceae
Exons: 1
Coding region: 1-360 (119 amino acids)
Source: RefSeq, a predicted model, not a curated record